Messenger RNA from Raphanus sativus (radish), 1821 nucleotides. RefSeq names its product growth-regulating factor 2-like. The record is from RefSeq and is a predicted model, not a curated record. Gene Ontology annotation, molecular function: ATP binding. Gene Ontology annotation, cellular component: nucleus. Gene Ontology annotation, biological process: DNA-templated transcription; regulation of DNA-templated transcription; developmental process. The transcript has 4 exons. Bases 283 to 1677 code for a protein of 464 amino acids. Lineage: Eukaryota; Viridiplantae; Streptophyta; Magnoliopsida; Brassicales; Brassicaceae.
UGUAGCAUGUCCGAGAUCCGGAAUGUGUUUUUUAAGUACACCAUUCUUGUCUCCUCCCAAAGCUUCAUCUCUCCCAACCAAUUAUCAUAUUUUUAAAAGAAUAUCUUUUUAACAAAAAAUCUAAUAAUAUUAUUAUAAAAAAAAAAAAAAAUUCAGCCUCGUUCUUCUCCCUCUGUCUCUCUCAUCUUUGCUCAAGCUUUCUUCCUUCCCAUGGCAACUCUCUCUCAAGUCAUUAUCUAGCUUUCCUCUUUUUUUAUUAUUACUUCUUUUACACUUCUUUAUAUGGACAUUGGGACUCAUGUUCCCGGGUCGGUUACUAGUAACGUAAACGGGUCACCAGAUCUGAAAGAAGACAGAUCCGGUUUGCCACGAAGUUCCAAGCUAUCAAGAACAACAACAACAGCAAUGGCUGAAGAAGACAAGAGCUUGUCUUCCCCUUACAGCAAGUCGUUGGGGUUCCCACUUGCGAGAUCUGCUUCUGACUCUCUCCGACAAGAACAUAUGCUUAGCUUCUCAGACAAACCAGAAGCUCAAGACUUCAGUAAAUAUGUCUGUUUGGAUAACAAGAACUCUCUCUCACCGUUUCUCCACCAGUUCCCACCUCCUCAAUAUAGAAGCUACUCAGGAGGAGGAUAUGGUUGUGGUGGGAUGAUGAUGGGCAUGCAAGGGAAAGGACCUUUUACAUUGUCUCAAUGGGCUGAGCUAGAACAACAGGCGUUGAUCUUUAAGUAUAUCACAGCCAAUGUCCCUGUUCCUUCUAGUUUGCUCAUCUCUAUCCAAAAGUCCUUUUACACUUAUGGAUCUUUGCCUCCUACCUCUUUUGGAUGGGGAGCUUUCCAUCUAGGUUUCGCAGGGGGUAACAUGGAUCCUGAGCCAGGGAGAUGCCGUAGAACAGAUGGGAAGAAAUGGAGGUGCUCACGAGAUGCUGUUCCUGAUCAGAAAUACUGUGAAAGACACAUCAACAGAGGCCGUCACCGUUCAAGAAAGCUUGUGGAAGUCCAAUCUAACCAGACCGCGUCCGCUGCAGCUGCGUCCAAAGCGGUUACAACGCAGCAACAUUCCGUGGUUGCUGGUGGUAUUAACAAUAGAGUCCAGAGUCAGGUAUAUCCAUCCACGGUUAACUUGCAACCCAAGGAAUCUCCUAAACAGAGAAACAACAACAGCUCUUAUGAGUUUGGACACAUUUCCUCUGAUUCACUGCUCAACCCUAACUCGGCAAAGAGCUUACUUGGAUCAACGUACUUGGAUUUUAGCAGCAGCCAGGAUAAGCAACAUGGCAAUCACAGCCACAGCACUUGGCCUGAAGAGCUGAAGUCAGACUGGACGCAGCUCUCAAUGUCAAUUCCGGUAGCAUCAUCGUCUCCUUCCUCCACACACAUCACCGGCGAAGACAAAACCACUCUGUCACCUCUCAGGCUAUCUCGCGAGUCCGACCUUUCCGAGCAGGAAACACUCAAAAAGGUGAAUACAUGGAUACCAAUCUCAUGGGGAAACUCCUUAGGAGGUCCUCUAGGGGAAGUACUCAACAGCACAACGAAUAGCCCCACGUUGGGUUCUUCUCCAACAGGGGUUUUGCAAAAGUCUACGUUUUGUCCACUCUCUAACAGUAACGGCAGCCCCAUUGCAGAGAGCAACAACAGAAACACCGGUGGUGACUACUUCCGUUACACUACCUGAGGAGGAAGCUUUUGUUCUUAUUUAUUUAUCUUGAACUCUUGUUUCUUGGUGCAUUGCUUUGUUCUUUUGUGUUUCUUUCUAUGCAUAAUGCUGACCUGAUAUAAUCACAACCAUGAUUCUUUUGGUCAGAUCCUUUUUAGGGUU